Molecule: messenger RNA, 885 nt
Organism: Metschnikowia bicuspidata var. bicuspidata NRRL YB-4993
Lineage: Eukaryota; Fungi; Ascomycota; Pichiomycetes; Serinales; Metschnikowiaceae
Product: iron-sulfur cluster assembly protein
Exons: 1
Coding region: 1-885 (294 amino acids)
Biological process (GO): iron-sulfur cluster assembly
Cellular component (GO): cytosol
Molecular function (GO): ATP-dependent FeS chaperone activity; 4 iron, 4 sulfur cluster binding; ATP binding
Source: RefSeq, a predicted model, not a curated record
AUGAGCGACGAGGUGCCGAAAUCGCUUGCAAAUGUAAAGCACAUCAUCUUGAUUCUCUCGGGCAAGGGCGGCGUGGGCAAGUCGUCCGUCACCACGCAGACUGCUCUCACCCUCGCGUUGAAAGGCUACAGCGUGGGCGUAUUAGACAUCGAUUUGACCGGGCCCUCGCUUCCGAGGAUGUUCGGCGUGGAGACCAAACAGGUGCGCCAGUCGGCGCAGGGCUGGGUGCCGGUGCGGGUGUACACGGCGCCCGAGGACAGCCGCAAAGGCAGUAUUCUGCUCAUGCUGUUGGGCUUUCUUUUGGGCGGGCGGGACAGCUCGGUGGUGUGGCGCGGGCCCAAGAAAACGGCCAUGGUGCGCCAGUUCUUGAAGGACACCGUGUGGAGCGGCGGGCCGGGCCUGACCCCGUUGGACUAUCUCCUCAUAGACACGCCGCCAGGCACUCUGGACGAACAUAUUGCGAUUGCCGAGGAGCUCCGGUGGGCGCAGCCGCUCGACGGCGCCAUCAUCGUGACCACGCCGCAGCAGGUGGCCACGGCGGACGUGCGCAAGGAGAUCAACUUCUGCCGGAAGGUCAACUUCAACGUGUUGGGCGUGGUGGAAAACAUGUCGGGGUUCAUCUGCCCGUACUGCGCCGACUGCACGAACAUCUUUCUGAGCGGCGGCGGGCAGGCGCUCAGCGAGUCGCUCGGCCUCGACUUCUUGGGCAAGAUCCCCAUCGACCCGUCGUUCGUGGAGAUGAUCGAGAUGCAAGACAGCGCGGCGCAUUCCGACAAGAAGUUGCUUGACAUGUACGAGACGGCCCACCUCCGCCCGGUGAUGGGCGCCAUAGUGGACAAGGUCUUGGCCAAGGGCCUUCCGAGCAGGCUCCCGGAAACGGAGUAG